CUCUGGCUUUGUGAUAGAAAGCCUCUGUAGGGGGCGCUGUUAAGUGCAUGUUGCCUCAAAGAAGGAGAAGAAGACGAGCCUCGUGUCGUUCGGACGUGAUCGGUUGUGGACUUGAGACCGGUCCGAUGGGGGACAGCAGUAGGCUUUGCUCCGUGUGGCUCGGUUCCGAGACCGGUAUCGUGAAGGGAGUCAGUUUGACGAGGAAACGAGCCUUUAACUUCUGCAACACAUCUCAAUUAAGCCGGGACCAGGAGGUUCGGGUCUUGGCGUGGGGCGACUCGGCUGAGAGCGAGUUGCUCGUCGGAGCCGUUGACGGGACCGUGAAGACGUUCAGCACAGAGAAGGGCGUGUUCACUGAGGCGAGGAACUGCGGGGACCCGGCGGAGGGACACCUUGUGGGUUUGGCCUCCGUCGGGUCCGCUCUGGUCACCUGCAACGAAGCUGGGUCUGUGCGGGUCUGGAAGGAAGGGGACCGACCUGCUGCUCAGCUGGACGCUGGAAACGGCGUGUGCAGGAUGCGCUUGGACCAGGAUCGCCCGAACAGAAUCGCCACCGGUGGAAAGGAGAACGGACUGAAGAUCUGGGACCUGGAGAGACCCGAGAAACCCGUCUUCGCUGCCAAAAACCUGCGGGACGACUGGCUGGAUCUUCGGCGCCCACACUGGGUCCGGGACCUGGCCUUCAUACCGAACUCGGACAAGCUGGUGACCUGCACCGGUCACCAUCAGGUCCAUGUCUUCGAUCCGUCGACGCCACAGAGGCGCCCAGUCCUCGAGGCAGAGUUCGGCGAGUUUCCUCUGACCGCACUCUCUCUGGCCGCCGCGGGGAACGCCGUCGUGGUGGGAAACACGCAUGGUCAGAUGGCUGUGCUGGACCUGAGGAAGGGCCUGGUCCGUGGGGUUCUGAAGGGGCUGUCUGGCGGCGUGCGUGGCCUACAGUGCCACCCCCACCGGCCCCUGGUGGCCUCUUGCGGACUGGACCGCUUCCUUCGGAUUCACGACUUGGAGGAGCGUAAAGUCCAGCACAAGGUCUACCUGAAGUCAAGACUGAACUGUGUCCUGCUGGCCACUCAGCACCCCGACGGUGUGGAGGGCGCCGAGCCAGAGGCCGAGGCUGAGGUCAAGGAGGAGGGGGACGAGGUGUGGGACAGCAUGGAGCGGGUGGAGGAGGGGGGCAGGAGGGAGAGUACCAAGAGGAAACUGAGCCAUGGGCACGAGGAGGAGCGCAAGAAAAACAAGACAGGUGACUUGGUCCAGGUGUGACUCUC
Molecule: messenger RNA, 1267 nt
Organism: Synchiropus splendidus (mandarinfish)
Lineage: Eukaryota; Metazoa; Chordata; Actinopteri; Syngnathiformes; Callionymidae
Gene: wdr74
Product: WD repeat domain 74
Exons: 2
Coding region: 48-1262 (404 amino acids)
Biological process (GO): ribosomal large subunit biogenesis
Cellular component (GO): nucleolus; preribosome, large subunit precursor
Molecular function (GO): protein binding
Source: RefSeq, a predicted model, not a curated record